AUGUUCUAUGAAGACGAGACGGCCACUAGCUGGUUUCUCAUACUUUCGAAUAUUCUCUGGGUAAUCGAGACGACACUGGCUGGGAUAGCUGCAUAUUUUUUAUUAGCGUAUAAGAAAGCCAGCGCGCCAGUGUAUCGGAAUUUGCAGCUGAACAUAAUGCUCGGCUUUCAGCUUGUCGCCACGAUGAAUCUUCUUGGCAAGCCGAUUCUGUUGCAAGGGGAUAUCGGAUACAUUUUGUUGAAUCCAUUAAGCUAUACCCCACUUUGGGCCAUGGUCGUGACUGUACUCUACCUCACCGGCGUAUACUACGCUUGCGGUUGCAUGGCCGCCCUCGGCAUCUACAAAAUUGAGAUAACACACCAGGACUUCAAAGUGGGCAAGACGAUACGAUGGCUGGUGCACCUUUUAUUUAUGCUGCUCAUUAUCGUUGGCUACUACGUAUAUUGGAGCGGUUAUUACGACGAGGUGUAUACAUUUGAUACCUUGAAUGGACACCUACGCGGCGUCAUAUCUGGCACCAAAACCCUCACACAGCUCUACUAUAUCGCGGUGUUUACGGUCGCCAUCUUGGCAGCAUUAUAUGUUGGCUCCCAGGCGCCGCUAUUCAUGGCCAUCCACUCCAUUUUCAACUGUCUUUUCGUCAUCUUUCUCUGCAAGGCCUAUCGGAAAGCAUUGUCUGACUGGCUUUCAUGGCUGCUUAGAAGUCAAAACGCAAAAUUGCGGCGCCUGAUGCUUCCAACGUCACUGCCG
Messenger RNA from Mesorhabditis spiculigera, 750 nucleotides. NCBI's taxonomy places the organism in Eukaryota, Metazoa, Nematoda, Chromadorea, Rhabditida, Rhabditidae. The record is from the annotation of a GenBank genome assembly.